This is a messenger RNA of Callorhinus ursinus (northern fur seal), 2205 nucleotides long. RefSeq names its product zinc finger SWIM-type containing 1 (gene ZSWIM1). Lineage: Eukaryota; Metazoa; Chordata; Mammalia; Carnivora; Otariidae. The record is from RefSeq and is a predicted model, not a curated record. Gene Ontology annotation, molecular function: zinc ion binding.
ACUCCCUACCUGUUACCCAGUUCUGUGGUCUUUGCCUGUUAUAUCUAUAUCUGUUUACAUGUUUAUUAUGUGUCUCCCCCAGAACAGUGCUGAUUGUCUGGAUGAAUAAUCGAGGAGCCAAGCCCCUACUGUCUCCUUAAAAUUCUGUUCCUCUCCAUACGCCCAUCUUUGGAACAAGAUCAGGGAACUACAUUCCGGCUUCAGCUUAGGUGGAGCUUGAGAUCCUGAGAUUCUCCUGGCAGAGAAAGUAUUUUGACCUUGGCAUCUAGACAUCUCCCAUCUCCCCCAUGGCCCUGACAAUGCUGAAUGAGCUCCUGAUUGAGGACCCAAACGCACCUAUGCUGCUGUAUCAGGUUAGCAAGACUGCUCAGUUAGAUACCGUCAACUACCAAAGCUGCUUUAUGCAAGGUGUCUUUGCCCAUUUCCCUGAGAUCUUAUUUAUCCACCGGACCUAUAACCCAGUAGGCAAGGUGCUAUAUACCUUCCUGGUAGAUGGACCUCGGGUGCAGCUGGAGGGUCAUCUUGCCCGGGCAGUCUACUUCGCCAUUCCUGCCAAGGAGGAUGCUGAGGGCCUGGCCCAGAUGUUCCAGGUGUUCAAGAAGUUUAACCCAGCAUGGGAGAGAGUCUGUACCAUCCUGGUGGAUCCCCACUUCCUCCCGCUGCCCACCCUCGCAAUGGAGUUCCCCGCAGCCGAGGUCCUGCUCUCGGCCUUUCACAUCUGUAAGUUCCUCCAGGGCAAGUUCUAUCAGCUGUCCCUUGAACAGCCUGUGGAGAGGGUGCUCCUCACUUCGCUUCAGAGCACGAUGUGCUCAGCCACAGCUGGCAACCUGAGGAAGCUCUAUACACUCCUGAGCAGCUGCAUCCCUCCGGCCCAGCUGCCUGAGCUCCACUCACACUGGCUGCUCAAUGACCGCAUCUGGCUGGCCCACCGCUGGAGAAGCCGAGCUGAGAGCAGCCGCUACUUCCAGGGCCUGGAGGUCACCACCCGUGUCCUCAGCCAGCUCUUCGGCACCACUCCAUGUGUGGAACAAGGCAUGGCCUCUCUGCUCCGAUACAUGCAGCAGAACGCGGGAGACGAGGCAAGCUUCAGCCUGGGCCUGAGUCCCCAGAACAGUCACGCCCCCUUAGACGUCAGCCCCGAAAGCCCCAAAGUGGAGCAGCUGGUAGAAGCCCGCAUCCAGCGCUCCCUCAAUGCCAUCUGCACGGGGCCGGCCGCCCAGCUCUGUCUGGGUGAGCUCGCUGUGGUCCAGAAAUCUGUGCACCUCAUCGGCUCCGGCUCGGAGAAGGUGAACAUCCAGAUCCUGGAGGACACCCAUCGGGUGCAGCCCCAGCCCCCUACCAGCUGCAGCUGCUACUUUCACCAGGCCUUCCGCCUGCCCUGCCGCCACGUCCUGGCCAUGCUCAGUGCCCGCCACCAGGUGCUCCAGCCCGACAUGCUGCCGGCCCGGUGGACGGCAGGCUGUGCCGCCGGUCUAGAUAACAUCCUGGGCAGCAAGUGGAGUGAGACGCUGGAUAAGCACUUGGCCGUGGCUCUCCUCACCGAGGAGGUGGGUCAGCUCUUGCAGCACUGCAGCCAGGAGGAGUUUGAACGGAGGUACAACACCCUGCGGGAGCUGGCCGACAGCUGGAUCGGCCCUUAUGAGCAGGUCCAGCUCUGAUUAACCCUCCAUGCCCAGAGAUGCACAUGCACAUGUACACACUCACAUCCACCCCUAUACACACAACAUAGAGUCACACUAUUACACUUCCGUGGGCCCACCGCGCCCCCUCCGUGGCCCCCUCUGGCUCUGGAUGCACCAUCAUGAAAGCUUGCCUUCCAGGAAAGGACAAGGGCCUUCUAUUCUACCACAGCCUGUUACCUAAAAUGUGUCUAGUUCCUAAGACAGGAGUCUGCAAACCUUUUCUGUAAAGGGUCCGGUGGUGAAUAUUUUAGACUUUGCUGGCCACAGUUUCUGUUGUAUGUUCUUGGUUUGCUUUUGUUUGGCAGCCUCUUCAAAGGCUUAAAAACCAUUCUUAGCUCCAGGGCCUUAGAAAAAGGUGGCCCUGCUCUAGGAUAAGACACUGGGUGGAGAUCAAGGGCAGGGUUUUGGUAACAGCUUCCCCAGUCAUUAGAUGACUCACCUGACCCACAGAGGAGAGGCGGUGGAUCCCAGCCUUUGUCCCCUGGCCCCCACCUGGAGGUCAUUAAAGUCAAUGUUGCCUAUU